UUAUUUUAUUACUUCAUAUGUUGUAAUAUUUAUUAACCAGCAUUUCAUAGCGUUCUCAGUAGCAUCACGUGACCUGCAGCGUUAUUAUGACUUUGUUAUUAUAACAAAACACCUUUUAUUAUACAUCACGUCGUGGGUGUUUCCGUGUAACGUAAUGAAAAUAUUAGUCACACGUUUUCUGUUUCAUCUUACUACAUCUGUGAACAGUGUUCUAUACGGGGCACACAAUAAUGUACAGUAACAGCACCUUGAUGUCCAAAUUUGUCUACCGGCACUCGAGCUCCGCCCACGCGUAUUUAAAACCCACAAUGUCACCCGACGCACAGUUACACACUGGAGAACUUGAUCUUGACAAAGACGCUUGGAUUCGUGUUAAGGAGAGAAAAAAAAAGCUUCCAACAAAAGAGUCCAAGAUCCUGAGAAGGCUUCAUCUCCAGUCUCCGGUCUCUGACCCAUCACCCAGCUGGGGCCGUGUCGCUUUUUCCUCCAACCGUCCAUUUUCUCCCCACGCUCGGGGUUUAAAGUUCGCCCACUCUGUGGCGUCACCCCUCCUUUCCAAAGAGGGCGCAAAGUUGGCCCGGAGAUGCGGUCCCUUCUGCCGCUCACUCUCUAUUGCAUCAGCCUGGUUUCCCUCCGGCAGCCGCUGGUUUUGGCGCAGGAGGAGUCUCCCGACGAGCACAGGCUGGACUUCAUUAACCAGAGGGAGGACAAUGCCCUGGUUUCAUCUGAGACCACCUUCCUCUCCUCAUUGUCCAGGCUGCGCUCACAACGCUUCACCGCCCACCUCAGACAUCUGGCAUGGGCACGGCUUGCUCUACAAUCCCAGCUCAAGCAGCGUUCAAGGGUUUCUCGCCACAAGGGGAGGACUCUGCCGAGCCUGGAAUGGGCCCUGCCCACGGAAGGCACACAGGUCCAGCAGAGAUUGUCAAGGGUUCGUCGCCAUGCCGCCUUGCGAGGGGGUCACUACCAGCACAAUCCCCAGCUGAUGAGAGUCGGGUGCGUCCUGGGAACCUGCCAAGUGCAGAACCUCAGCCACCGGCUCUACCAGCUCAUUGGCCAGACGGGCAGGGAGGACUCGUCCCCCAUUAACCCCAGAAGCCCUCACAGUUUUGGAUGAGUUCAUGUGACCUCCAGUUACCCACAGCAAGCCUAUCUAUAUCUCCCCUUAUUUAUGUUUUAAUGUAUUACUGCUAUUGUUUGCAUUCGAGUUUGAAGUAGAGUACUCCUAAAGUACAUUCUGUUAUAUCUCUUUGUACUAGUCCUAAACGACUGAAUUUGGUGCCUCGCUACUUUUUUGGGGAUGAGUGAUGAAUUUGAGGAUUCAAAUUCAAGCUUAUGACUGACUGCAAUCCUUUUGAAAAGUUUUCACACCACCCCUAAGAAGAUUUUCUUUGUUUGAAGGACGCUGAGACUCUCCCAACUAAACCCUCAAAAGAAACCAAGAGGCUGCCGGUUUAACAUCCUAAUCCUGUUAACGUCAGAAUGAAGACUUGUCUUCAACACUAUCUGUAGGUCUGGUUAUCCCACGGCUCAUUGAUCAAACACUUAAACCCCUAAUGUGGAUUUCAAUCUGCACUCGGAGCUGGAGAACCUGUCAAAACCAAUCUAGUCUCAAAGACCUUGUAAACGACCCGAUGAACCCGUUUACCUCAUUUCCGCGUGCCCCGUCUUUUUGUGAACUUUGCAACUCACGUAUCUUUUCACCGUGGCAUGUGCAACCUUAGUGUCAAGGCUGAUAUCACUGGAAUGGGACGCAAAUUUUUAGUCAAGAGUUUGUCAGCUGCGCAGGCCAAAAAAACAUGUGGGUUACACCCAAAAGUCUAAAAGCUGAGUCAGCAGCAAACCGCACAAAGUCAUAAAAAAGUUAAGGGCUGGUACUCAGCACUUUGGAGAGAGUCUGACUGUGCAAACCAUCAGUUUCCAUGUGGCCUUACAGUGACUGGUUGGCUGGUGCAGUAGGAGUCAAAGUGAACCUUGGAACCGCGGAUCAGUACUGUUGUGCCACGGCUAAAAUAUUAGCCCUUUCACAUGUUUCAUAAGUUUCCUGUGCUCCUGAGGUGACAGCACGUUAUUAAACCUGGCUUAGCGAUUUUAGUCAUAUGUGCCUUAGCAGCAGGAGGGAGCCCCUCGGCUGAUUCUCCAUUGGGCUGUACUCAAAACAGGCAAAUAGGAAAGGCGCGUUGAUCUUUAUUUCACAUGGAAAUGUGGAGGGGAUCAUGAAACCAUGAAAGGUCAACUGUUCCCUGCGUCUCCUCUAGUUAACACUGCACAACAGUGGUUAAAUUUUUUUAAUUUUAAAAAAAUCGAAGGAUUUCUUUUCUCUAUUUACAUCUAACAUUGACGGAGGUGGGCGGGUCACAGACUGAAGUCGUCAAGCGUGCUUUAAUGUAUAAUCUGAUUUUACCAGAAAAUCACACACACACACACACACACACACACACACACACACACACACACACACACACACACACACACACACACACACACACACACACACACACACACACACACACACCUUCCCCAGCUCCUAACCCCAACCAUCACAACUAAAGGCAGACGUCCAACCUUUGCUCUAAUCCGAACCAAACCUCAAUUCUAACCUCAGCCCUGAAAUCACAUCUUGACCCUCAAAAAGGCCUUUAAAUUUGUGGGGCCCGGCCAAAGGGCCCCACAAGUGACCAUAGGGCCAUGCAGAUUAUUCAUUAUAUUUUCCACUUCCACAUGUUUAAACUCAACAAAUACCUGACAAUACUUGACAAACUGAAAGGCUUCAUAUGUGAUUCAUAUUAUACAAUAACGUGACUAUUUACUGUCUGUUGACCUCUCCUUUCACGCUUCUGGCUCUAAACAUGGGGACCUGGAGCCCACGGUAGUUCCUAAGUAGUUCCGCAAAGAGUAGUUCCCGAGGCUCACGUCUAAUCUGUUUAAGGAAUGAGGUGGAAUAUUGCCCCUUUUCUCUGCUGUAAUGGAGCUAAUUGAUGUCUUGUGACAGAUCAUUAAAAGGCUUUUCGAAACACUGAAAGACCCUGGUGGAUCUGUCUGCUCUGUACAAAUGUGUGUGUAAGCAGGCUGAAGAAUGUGCUUUCAGAAUUCUUAUCUCUCGUGUUUGAUCUGUGCUCUGGACCAUUGUGCACCCUGUAUUGUUUUUUUUAUUGUGUGGUGUGUUUCGUGGCAUCAGGCGCUGCGUCAUGCGAAGUACGACCGAUACCUCCCCCUAAGAAAUAGUCAGAGCCUCUUUAUGCCUCUGUAUCACAGUCAAGCUAGAGUUAGAACAGCAGAAAGGCUUUGCGUUUGCUUUGCAGAGCAGCUUUGUUUUGUUUGUUUUUGAAAGUCACAUGAUUUUCUUUGGAGGGGAGGGGGGUCAUAGGAAAAGCACUUUAAAACGCAAGCGCGUGUAUCGAAUUGUUUGUCGCAACUUGAAUUGUUCGCUCCUUGCAACAAACUUGUGAAAGCCUCCUUUACUUUGCAUCAGAGAUUUUCCGGGAAUGUGAAAAUCUUGUGAAUAUAUAUACAUAUAUAUGUACAGUAUAUAUCUAUAUAUAUAAAUAUAGAGCAAACUAUUUAAAGAAAGUUAUGUAUUAAGUAAAAUUCUGUAUGUAUGUGUAUUUAAGUUAUCUGUGUAUGUUAUUAUAUCUGUAUGUCACCAAAGACUAUUUAUCUUUUCCAAUGCUCAUUAAAUGUGACGUUAAGAUAGAAAAGGACUUGUUAUCUGUUACUGUUUGAUAGAUAUGCUUCACUGUGUAAAAUAAAAAAUCUAUACCGCA
Messenger RNA from Betta splendens (Siamese fighting fish), 3764 nucleotides. It is a transcript of the gene adm2a, whose product is annotated as adrenomedullin 2a. The transcript is spliced from 3 exons. Gene Ontology annotation, cellular component: extracellular region. Gene Ontology annotation, molecular function: hormone activity. The record is from RefSeq and is a predicted model, not a curated record. NCBI's taxonomy places the organism in Eukaryota, Metazoa, Chordata, Actinopteri, Anabantiformes, Osphronemidae. Gene Ontology annotation, biological process: positive regulation of heart rate; regulation of systemic arterial blood pressure; adenylate cyclase-activating G protein-coupled receptor signaling pathway. The coding region runs from base 584 to 1117 and encodes 177 amino acids.